AACUUAUUAAGUUAACAAUCUUUACAUUAGAAUAUAUUCCUUACAGUUUAUUCUAUUAGUUGUAAUUUGUUAGAUUUUAUCUUUGCAAAUAUUGUAUGAUUAACUAAGUAAAUUUAUUAACAGUAUGAUUUCAAACAACUUUGUAUGUUUGAAAGGAUUAUUUUGCCGUUUCUUACAAAAAAAUGUAAAUUGCAUUCGAAAAAACUCAACGGGAAAAUAUUGUUUGGAAUUAGUUAGGUAAAUAUAAGUACCUAUGUAUGUAUAUAAGAAAAACUUGAUACCCAUCUCAAUAGAUUUUUUUGUCUUAUUUAUCUUUAUAAGAUUAGAAACUUAGAAAAAUUGAUCACAAAAAUGUCUAAAAUGAUUGUGUUAUAAUUUAAAUGAAAGCUGAUUAAAUAUAAUUAUUGUAUUUAAUUAAAUUCUUUAUAACAUAAAGUCUAGCAAUUUUAUUGUAUUGCUUAUUAUUAUAAUUAUUUUGUUAUCAAAUAAUUUAUUGAUUUUGAUUAGACAGAUAAUUUGAGUAAUGCUAAUAAAUUAUUAAAAUUAUUUUGUUAUCAAAUAAUUUAUUGAUUUUGAUUAGAUAUCUAUCUAUUAAUUAUCUAAUUAGAGUAAUGCUAAUAAAGAUUGUUUUACUUUAUUAUUAUUAUUUAAUAUUAUUAGUUAUAUGUCUAUGUAUGGUAUUUGUUUAAUAUUAUGAUACCUUAAAAAGACGUACCUACAACUAAUCGGAUAUGAUACCUACACAGAGUUACUUACAAAGGAGAAAUCAUAAUUUCUGUUAUUUUAUCUAAUUUAAAAACAACUGUAAUUUACUAGGCUUCUUUUAUAUUAAAUUUUUUUUUCUAAAUGUGUUUUUUGAUGCUGAUUUUGCAAGUGUAAAUUUUUUCAUUAUUAUGUUAUUAAUUUUGCUACAGCACACUCUGACUGUUUUUAACUAAAAAAUACUUCAUUUUUUAUGCAAAACCAUGUCUGGUAUAUAAUAGGAAAAAUAUAGAUUGAAGUAAGCCUUUGGGUACAAUCAAAAUGCUUAAAUCACAUAUGGAGAUGUAGGUAUUCUUUUUUUUUAGUUUAUUUUAUAGUCCUUCCCAAUUUUUUAUGGAAAACAAUCAUGAAAUAUUUUAAUUGAAGAAUGUGGCAAUCUAUCUAUCUAUCUUAUUGCUUUUAUACAAUAUAAGUUAUUUAUUGCUGAAUAGUUAAUGUAUCAGUAAACUGACAAUGGAUAUAUAUUUGUAUGCAGGAAAAAUGUAAUAUGUAUUUUAUGUGUAAUAUAAUAUAAUGUUUAGGUAAGUCAGUAGGCACACUAUAUUAGAGGUAGGGAAAAAACUUAGAUAAUUAGACUAGGGAAUAAAAAAAACAAAAAUUUAAAAUCUUUAAAUUAUUAAUUUACAAUUAUGAUUAUUAGUCAUAAACACUGUAUUACACUGUAAUUUAUAAUAAUCACCCAGAGUAUAUCACAGUCUUUUAGAAGGUCAUGAUAGGGUUUCCAGUUUCUAUAUCAUCUGAUAGAAGUUUUAUACAUUUCAACUAUAAAUCAGGGUUACAGUAAAAAAUAACUUAAAAUUUGAAAAAGUUCAAAUGUAUAUCCAUAACUUCAGUAAUUCGUGAAAAGUAGUAGUCAAUUUUACUGUUAUUUUAUUCGUUUGAGUGAAUAAAAUUUAGUCUGUUGAUAGUCACAGUUAUAUGUGAAAAGUUUAGUAAAGUUUAUUGUGUUUUUAUUUUAAUGAACAUCUGUUGACAUCAAAUAAAUUUUACUUAUAUGGAAAUUUUUAAAUUCAAUAAUAGUGAUAAGAUGAUAGGCUUUGAAUCGUAUUCUUAUAUAACCAAAUACAAGGGAAAAAAUGAUUUUACUUGAAAAUCUUGAACAAAGAAUAACAAAUUAUCCUAGAAUCUUAAAGAUUAGUAUUCUAAAAACUGACAACAGAACAUAACAUGUUGAAAGCCAAUCUGAUGUCAAUCUACUGAAAGCUUUAAUACAUAGUGUCACCAAUGAUUAAUAAUCAUAAUUAAAAUUACUAAUUUAUAAUGUUUAUUCUUAUUUUCUGUUGGUCUUUUUUCUAGGGUUCCAUAUUAGAUUGGUCCUUUAUUGGUGUAGGUACAUAUUUCCAGGUAGUUAGACUAAAUUUUUUUGGUAUGUUGUAUCAUAUUAGACAAGUACCCUAUGUGUUUUAACUUUUACAAAUUCAAACAAUAGGUUCUUAAAACAAAUAUGUAUAUUAAAGUAUUAUUUUGUAGAUGAGUGGUUCUGAAAUAAUAUAUUCAUUUGUUAAUUUAUUUAGAUAAAUAUAAUAGUAUAAAUUAUUCAAAAUAUUAAUCAUUUUUUUAAAUUAAUGAAAUUGUUUUUUUUUUAUUACAUUUACAGAAAACAUGAUUUUGAAAACUAUUUAUGUACUUUAUUAUUACACAAAACUAUUCGACGAACAGGUUUUGCUGUUAGAGCAUUUAAUAUUGAAGUAGCCACUAUUCAAGAUCAAAUAAGCGAUAGUAAAAUUGGAGAAAUGCGGUUUAAAUUUUGGGAAUCAUCACUUAUUGAAAUAUUAUGUAAAGAUAAAAUUCCUAAACAUCCUGUGCUCAUCGAACUUUAUAUAGUCAGUAUUUAGUAUUUAGUCAGUAAAUUAUGUACAUUUUUAACACCAAUAAUUAUUAUAGGCAGCGAAAACACAAAAAUUAAGUUUACCAUAUUUGAAGCGUUUAAUUAAAUCACGAGAAAAUUAUAUGUUAAAUUCUUCAUUUAAAACAACAGAAGAUAUGGAUACCUAUGCUGAAAACUCUGUUUCCCCAAUAUAUUAUUUACUUCUAGAAUCAUUAGGUUUGUAUUUGUGAUCAGUAGAGACCAGAUUUAUAUGUUCUUAAAAUCCAUAAAAAAAGCAUUUAAAAUAUAUUUAAAAAAUCAAAAAUAAUAGAGGCUUUUAAAAAUACCAUUCUAAUGAAUUUAAAUUUUAAAUACAAUUUUUUAACACCACAAAACUGAUUAAUAAAAAGUAAUUUUUUUUUUACAAUAACAUCAUACAAUUUAUUUAUAAGUCAUUAUAUUGUGUAAUCAGUUUUGUAGUGUUAAGAAAUUUAAUUUAAUAAGUUAGCUCCAUUAGAGGAAGACUUUUACACCUAUCUCUAUCAUUUUUACUUUCUAAAUGGUUUUAAGUGCUUUUUUGGGUAUUUUUGACAUUUUUAAGUGGCUUUAUAAGUGGAUUAUAAAAGAAUAUAAACUGAUUCCCUUUAUUGAUCAGUUUUAAUUGUUUUUUUUUGUUAUAUAUACAUAUAUUCUUAGCGUUGGAAUGUACAUUGUAUAUAUUAUGUUUACCAUAUUUUUGUCAUAAAACAUGACUUGUUCAGUCAACUUGCAAUAUUACUGAAUUACCAAGAGUUUGAAUUGCUAAGUAGUUCGAAAUAUCGAGAAAGAAAAAAAAAAUUUUUUUAUUAUAAUUAUUAAAUAUUUCAAUAAAUUAGGCGUUAUUACAGUAUUAUCCAUUUCAAAAUGUAAAUAUAAAAUUAUUAGUAUAAAAGAUUAUUAUUUUUUAAGGAAAUCAGAAAUUAUUUUCUGCUUCAUUGAACUUAAUUUCAUUUUUUCAAUACUAUUUUCUCGCCUAAGACUUGUAUUUUUAAAACUAGGCACACUUAUUACAAGAACUUUACAAUCGACCAAAUAAAAUAAAAUUACAGUCGACUUUUGAAAAGUUAAAAUAGAAUAAGGGAGAAAAUUAAAAAAUAAAAUGCUUACAAUAAUAAUUUUAUACCUAUCGAAAAUAAUAAAAUAACGAAGAGAUUAUAAGAAAUAUAUUUGGUGAAUAUUAGUGAAUAACCACGAGAUUUUCAAGAAAACCAGAAUUUACUUUGAAUUAUUCAUAUAUUUGAACAAAAGUUACAUUUCCACUUUUGUUAUAAGUUUCCUAACUUUUUUUCCAAUACUUUGGAUGCUUCAUGAUACUUUGUAUCAUGAAAAGAUACAAUUUUAAUUGAGUUUUCAAGCUAUUAAUCUUAAUUCUAUAUUUAGUUCUUUGUUUUUUGUUUUAAAUUAAACAAUUAUGUUUAUAAAUGUACUGGUAUAAAAUUACAGGAAUUAAGGACAUAAAAGUUGAUCAUGCUGUUAGUCAUUUAGGAAAGUGUCAAGGAAUUGUGAACAUUAUUAGAAGCAUACCUUAUAAUACUAAAUCAGGGCACAUAUUAAUACCACAAGAUAUUUUAUUGAAAAAUAAAGUGUCCUCUGAAAAUAUCAUUAGAAAAUCUAAUGAACAAAAUGUACGUGAUGCAAUUUUUGAAAUGGCUUCUAGAGCUAAUUCACAUUUAACAAAAGUAAUUUUGAAUUUUUAUUAAAAUUUGAGUUUGCAGCACAAGAAAAUAAAUACUAUAGUAUGAUAAACUGAUACAUGUACUUUAGGCCAAAAAAUUGGAGAAGGAUGUAGAUCGACAAAUUAAAUCAAUAGUUUUACCUUCUGUUCCUCUUCAGCUAUACUUGAACAGGCUUCAGAAAACAAAUUUCAAUGUGUUUGAUGAAAAACUACAAGAACGGAAUAACCUAUUACCAUUGAAGUUAUUAUGGCAUAAGAUAGUUCAUUAACAAAUUACCUAUUAGCUUUUGUUACAUUUUUGUUAACUUUUUUUAAUACAAUUUAUGUAUUUUAACGAUAUUUAUAAAAUUUAAAAUUAAUAUCUAAUGUCUAUUGUUUAGUGAUGAGUCAAACUGUUUAAAUCUCGAACAGAACUGAACCCUAGAUUUUAGUUCUGUUUGAAAUUCGAACCUGCCAUAAUAAAAUUUCGAACCGAACUAUUUAGUAUCUACAGUUAAAAAAUCGAACUUGAAAAUAUUUGCUGAACUGACUAUUCAAAAUUCAAAUUCAAUUAGCUCUACUAUUUUUGUUUUAUCUUUAAAUAUUUUAUUGUUAAGGGGUAUAUUAUAUGUAAGAACCUUGUAUAUUUCAACAAUGAGUAUUGUCAUGAAAAAUAUAUUUUUAAUUUAGAAAAACCCAUAAAUAGCAAUAUUCCACCAGUCCAUUAUCUUGUUAAAAACAAUAAAAAUAUGUUAUACACAUACAUUGAAUUUCUAUAAUGUAUUUUGUCAGUUCAUUCAAUUACAUCUAUAAAUUGUUACAGUGUUAUACAAAUCAACUUAACAAGACUUAAAAAUAAAAAGUGAUUGUAAUUAUGGUUGAUUUACAUUUUAUAUCUAUAUAAUACAUGGAAAAACAUUCAAGUUUGAGUUGAGUUUGACUGAAAAAUGUAAAAGUUCAGUUCAAAAAUCAGUGUUUGACCCAUUACUACUAUUGUUAUUUAGUUAUUAACAUGUUAUAUAAUUAUAAUUAUUAGUAAAUUAUAUUAUACUUGAAUAUAAAAAAUAACAUGACAAAAAAUUGGUCAAAAUAGCUCUAUUUUUAAUUUAAAAAGAAUAUUAUUAAUGUUUAGUUGCAUCAAAUAUUCACUGAUCGUUAUAAGUUAAUUUAAUAGUGUUUAAAGUAAACAUUACAUUUUAAUGAGUUUCAAAUAAUUACUGGGUUCCAAUUUAUAUUUAAAAUAACUAAAUAGGUAAACAUUGCUUAUAUUGAAUAUAGGGAGUUAAAUGUUUCAUAAUAUAUGUACAAUUAAAAUAAAAUAGAGUUUAAAAAAUUAAGUAGGACCAAGUUUAAAGUGUUAUAAUUUCAAAUUUGUCAACAGUUUUGAAUAAGUUUUAGAUUCUGAGUGGAAUGAGAAAUGUAUUGGUUUUACAAUGAUGUUUUUUUUUUAUGUGAACACUACCAGAAAGCAUACUCUGAUUAUCAAGUAUAGCACCUUUCCUGAAUGGAAAUUUUCUCCGAUUGGUACUUUAUACAGGUAAUUUUAUGAAAUUCUCAUCAAUAUUCAAGGUAAUGAGGAAAACCUUGAUUUUUUGGUGAAAAAAGAUUGAAAGAUUAAAAAUAAGGUCAUUAACAACCUUUUUAUUUUUUUUAUUUUUUUUAAAUAAUCGUUGUUAUGGACAUUGUUUGAAUCAUUUUACCAUAAUAUUACAUAACACCAUACAUUAUUUAUUGUUGACAAAGCCACACUAUCAACUGAACUUUGCUCAGAAUCGUUUUUCAUUAGCAAUGGAUUAUUGUUGCUUACAGAUAUAAAUUAAAUUCCUUUCUGUAGCCUACCUUCCCAACUUCCCACCUACAACAGUAGCAGCACCCAUCCCCAUUAUCCUAAGACAGUAUUUCCAUUCUUUUUUUUUAAUAAUAAUUAUUAUUAUUUGAUUUAAAUAAAUUUGCUAAAUAAGAUAUAUAAUUCAACCUAGUCUUAUAGAUUACAGGUUAUGACAACUAUUUUAUAAAUUAUUUAUAAAACUAAUAUUUUGAAUGAUCAAUACUUUUAAAAUAAAACAAUUCUCUAAAUAAUCUAUCUAAAUGUUAAUUUACUAACACUAUUUACUUAUUCUACAAUAAAAUGGUUAUUGAACAUUUUGUUAAAUUGAAGGAUUUUAGAUCCCAACUAAAGCUAUUAUUUUAUAAUAGUUUGUAAUUUUCUGCAAUAAAAAUAUUAUUUGUAAUAAAACGACAUUAAAAAUAGAUAGCUAAUCAAAUUAUGUAAAACUAUUAAAGGCACUUACUAAUUAUAUUCUAAUUUUAAAAAGUUG
This is a messenger RNA of Cinara cedri, 6580 nucleotides long. The record is from the annotation of a GenBank genome assembly. Lineage: Eukaryota; Metazoa; Arthropoda; Insecta; Hemiptera; Aphididae.